Canariomyces notabilis is the source of this 1143-nucleotide messenger RNA. Its product is annotated as terpenoid synthase. Bases 1 to 1143 code for a protein of 380 amino acids. NCBI's taxonomy places the organism in Eukaryota, Fungi, Ascomycota, Sordariomycetes, Sordariales, Chaetomiaceae. The record is from RefSeq and is a predicted model, not a curated record. The transcript is spliced from 5 exons.
AUGACCGUCACCAUUGUUGAUGAAGUGGCUGCGAAGCUCAAGGGCCAGACGCUCCAUCUUCCAAGUCUUCGAGACCUCUAUGCACGAUGGCCCAACGAAAUCAGUCCCCAUUACGACCAACACCAAAAAAUCAUUGAUGACCAAAUCAGUCGGCGGAUCACGGACGAACACGCGCGCAGAAAGGCCGAAAAGAUCAACGUCGCCUUCUUCUCUGCUACCUGGUACCCCCGAUCAUCCCUUGACCGUCUAGAAACCAUCUCCUGGUACACCCUCUGGCUCUUUCUCUGGGACGACACCAUCGAGGACAGCGCCAUCCCACAGGCAAGUUCCGAGUCCCAGCCUUCAACAGACAAAAACAUGAAGAUAGGCUGGCUUCACCAGCAAGCACUUCGCUACGUCAAGUUCCAUCUCGGACUAGUGAGCCCCCGCCCCGCUGAAGAGCCUGCAGCACCGACAAGAUACUGCGCCCUCUUCAAGUAUGCCGCCGAGCCACUGCGCGCUGCCUGCACCAUCACCGAGAGAAACCGCCUCUAUCAGCUGCUCAGCAGCUACAUGGAGUGUUGCGAGGUCGAGCACGGAUUUGUGAGCAGGGCCUCGCUGCCGAAGCUGGAUGAGUACUGGGGCCAUCGGCUGGGGACUUCGGGUGUGCACACGUAUGGCGCGCUAGGGGAAUACAUGGCCGGCGGUAGAAUUCCCCCGCGGCUGUUCAAGACGGCAGAGAUAGCUUCCGUGUGGUUCGAGACGAAUCGUCAGGUUGUGAUUGUGAACGAUCUGAUAUCGCUCAAGAAGGAGAUGAACAAGAGCUUGCACUCCCUAGUGCCCAUUUCUCUGCAGGACACAGGUGCAGACCUAGACGAAGUGGUCCGAUUUCUACUGGAAACGCUGCGCAUAUCCCGGGAUAAUAUCAACAGUGCAGCGGACAGACUGCUCGCCAUGGUCGGGGAGGAUCCUGCGGCUGCAGCUAGGGUUCAGAACUAUAUUGGGAGCUUUCAGACAAUAGCUACGGGGAACUAUUGGUGGUCAUACACGGACUGUGUCAUCAUGAUGGCAUUCGCCUCACCAAUUCACACAUAUAUUAUGCAACAUCCGGGUCAUGUCACAGGUGUUCCCGGUCUUCCAUCGCUUGUAAAUGGGAGUAACUAG